Molecule: messenger RNA, 1873 nt
Organism: Hymenoscyphus albidus
Lineage: Eukaryota; Fungi; Ascomycota; Leotiomycetes; Helotiales; Helotiaceae
Source: the annotation of a GenBank genome assembly
AUGGAGAAAGCAAAGAAUGAUGCGCUCGGUAAUGAUGAUGCUGUCGAAUAUAUCGAAGACCUGAAAGACAACAAUGGGGCAAUGGAUUAUAAAGAACUGACCCGCGCCCGCGAGGCCAACGAAGCCGAGAAGAAAUCAGAGGGCUGGCAAGCAUUUAAAGAUGGACGCAAAGCAAUCUUUUGGAGCGCCAUCAUAAGUCUGACUAUCGUAAUGGAGGGAUAUGAUAUUGGUAUAUAGUUUAGUUGCCCUACAAUACAGCUCAGCCACACUAACAUAUUCGUAGGCUUGAUUGGCAGUUUCUUUGCUUAUCCAGCUUUCGUGGAGAAGUUCGGGACAAAAUAUCCAGGUAUCGCCCAGAAGGAAGUCUCUGCUCCUUGGCAGUCAGGACUUGGGAAUGCUGGAGGUGCCGGCGUUGUUAUUGGAGGUUUCCUCAAUGGCUUUCUUUCUACACGGUAUGAUUCCACGUUUCUAGGUGAAAUAUGGACAACUUUAGAGCUAACUCGUUCUUGAAAAGAUACGGAUACAAAAAGGUUAUCCUUGGUGCACUUUUCUUUUUGAACUGGUUUAUUUUCAUCCCCUUUUUCGCCGAAUCAAAACCGGUCCUAGUUGUUGGACAAGUUCUUUGCGGGUUGACUUGGGGAGUUUUUGCUACCACAGGACCAGCAUAUGCUUCGGAAGUCUGUCCCUUGGCUCUUCGUGGAUAUUUGACUACAUACAUCAAUCUCUGCUGGGCUACUGGGCAGCUCAUUGCUGCUGGAGCUUUGAAAGGACUACUUAGUUUACGUAAUGAAUGGGGUUAUAGGAUCGCUUAUGCAAGUACUACUCCAAAUUCUUUAUCAACACAGGCUAAUUUUCAACAGGGCUUGCAAUGGGUUUGGCCAGUUCCUCUCAUGUGUUUUAUUGCUUUCGCACCCGAAUCACCGUGGUGGCUAUUGAAGCACGAUAGGGCAGAAGAUGCGUGGAAAGCUCUUGCUCAGCUUGACGAGAAAGAUGCACAUGAGCGGCAGAAGACCAUCGCCCAGAUGAGGCAUACUCUGAUGACCGAAGAAGCUGCUGAAUUUGGGACAUCUUACUUUGACUUGUUCAAGGGCGUGGAUCUUCGACGAACUGAGAUUGUCUGCGUGGUUUUUGCGGGCCAAGUGUUAUCUGGUUCUUCUUUUGCCUACGGACCAACCUACUUCUUUCGUGAGUGCAUGUCCAACCCUAUGGGAGCUUUGCUAACAAAUUCUUAGAGCAAGCGGGAAUUGAUACGAGCAAAUCGUAUGGAAUUGCAUUGGGAGGCACAGGGUUAUCUUUCGUUGGGACUAUAAUUUCUUGGUAUCUCUUAACCCAUUUUGGUCGACGAACUCUCUACUUCUUUGGAAUGGCUGGAGACGCUCUCUGCCUACUCCUCAUUGCCGUCGUAGCCUCCUCUACAUCUAGCGGUGCAAAAUGGGCCCAAGUGGCUUUCUGUCUCUUAUGGCUUUUCAUCUACUCCAUGACUCUCGGACCAAUCUGUUACGCCAUCAUUUCUGAAACCUCUUCCAUCCGCUUACGGGCAAAAUCCAUCUGCUUCUCCCGAAAUGUUUACAACAUUGUUCAGAUCUCGGCGAAUGUCGCGCAGCCAUACUUACUUAAUCCCACGGAACUCAAUUUCAAGGGCAAGACGGGUUAUGUGUGGUUUAGUACUGCUUGUGUAAUGCUCGUUUGGAUAUACUUCCGUUUACCUGAGUGUAAAGGUCGGACGUAUGAGGAGCUUGAUGAUUUGUUCAUCAGGGGCGUUUCGGCGAGGAACUUUGCUUCAACAAAGGUUGAUGUGUAUGCCAAACACUUCAAAGCUGGCGCGCUUUUGUCGGGGGAUGAUACUGUUGAAAUGGCGAGUAAGGAGAGUUAA